AUGCCUCGGAAGGGCAACACGCCGCCAGGGGCUCCGUCGCCGGGCUCGGGCAAGGCGCCAGCGGCUCCGUCGCCGGGCUCGGGCAAGGCGCCAGCGGCGCCGUCGCCGGGCUCGGGCAAGACGCCAGCGGCUCCGUCGCCGGGCUCGGGCAAGACGCCAGCGGCUCCGUCGCCGGGCUCGGGCAAGACGCCAGCGGCGCCGUCGCCGGGCUCGGGCAAGACGCCAGCGGCGCCGUCGCCGGGCUCGGGCAAGACGCCAGGGGCGCCGUCGCCGGGCUCGGGCAAGACGCCAGGGGCGCCGUCGCCGGGCUCGGGCAAGACGCCAGCGGCUCCGUCGCCGGGCUCGGGCAAGACGCCAGCGGCUCCGUCGCCAGCGGCUCCGUCGCCGGGCUCGGGCAAGACGCCAGCGGCUCCGUCGCCAGCGGCUCCGUCGCCGGGCUCGGGCAAGACGCCAGCGGCUCCGUCGCCGGGCUCGGGCAAGACGCCAGCGGCUCCGUCGCCGGGCUCGGGCAAGGCGCCAGCGGCGCCGUCGCCGGGCUCGGGCAAGGCGCCAGCGGCGCCGUCGCCGGGCAAGACGCCAGCGGCGCCGUCGCCGGGCAAGACGCCAGCGGCGCCGUCGCCGGGCUCGGGCAAGACGCCAGCGGCGCCGUCGCCGGGCUCGGUCAAGACGCCAGCGGCGCCGUCGCCGGGCUCGGUCAAGACGCCAGCGGCGCCGUCGCCGGGCUCGGUCAAGACGCCAGCGGCUCCGUCGCCGGGCUCGGGCAAGACGCCAGCGGCUCCGUCGCCGGGCUCGGGCAAGACGCCAGCGGCUCCGUCGCCGGGCUCGGGCAAGACGCCAGGGGCGCCGUCGCCGGGCUCGGGCAAGACGCCAGGGGCGCCGUCGCCGGGCAAGACGCCAGCGGCUCCGUCGCCGGGCUCGGGCAAGACGCCAGCGGCUCCGUCGCCAGCGGCUCCGUCGCCGGGCUCGGGCAAGACGCCAGCGGCUCCGUCGCCGGGCUCGGGCAAGACGCCAGCGGCUCCGUCGCCGGGCUCGGGCAAGACGCCAGCGGCUCCGUCGCCGGGCUCGGGCAAGACGCCAGCGGCUCCGUCGCCAGCGGCUCCGUCGCCGGGCUCGGGCAAGACGCCAGCGGCUCCGUCGCCGGGCUGGGGCAAGACGCCAGCGGCUCCGUCGCCGCGCUCGGGCAAGACGCCAGCGGCUCCGUCGCCGGGCUCGGGCAAGACGCCAGCGGCUCCGUCGCCGGGCUCGGGCAAGACGCCAGCGGCUCCGUCGCCGGGCUCGGGCAAGACGCCAGCGGCUCCGUCGCCGGGCUCGGGCAAGACGCCAGCGGCUCCGUCGCCGGGCUCGGGCAAGACGCCAGCGGCUCCGUCGCCGGGCUCGGGCAAGACGCCAGCUGCGCCGUCGCCGGGCUCGGGCAAGACGCCAGCUGCGCCGUCGCCGGGCUCGGGCAAGACGCCAGCUGCGCCGUCGCCGGGCUCGGGCAAGACGCCAGCUGCGCCGUCGCCGGGCUCGGGCAAGACGCCAGCUGCGCCGUCGCCGGGCUCGGGCAAGACGCCAGCUGCGCCGUCGCCGGGCUCGGGCAAGACGCCAGCUGCGCCGUCGCCGGGCUCGGGCAAGACGCCAGCGGCUCCGUCGCCGGGCUCGGGCAAGACGCCAGCGGCUCCGUCGCCGGGCUCGGGCAAGACGCCAGCGGCUCCGUCGCCGGGCUCGGGCAAGACGCCAGCGGCUCCGUCGCCGGGCUCGGGCAAGACGCCAGCGGCUCCGUCGCCGGGCUCGGGCAAGACGCCAGCGGCUCCGUCGCCGGGCUCGGGCAAGACGCCAGCGGCUCCGUCGCCGGGCUCGGGCAAGACGCCAGGGGCGCCGUCCUCGGGCUCGGGCAAGACGCCAGGGGCGCCGUCCUCGGGCAAGACGCCAGGGGCGCCGUCCUCGGGCAAGCCCCCACGGGCGCCGUCCUCGGGCAAGCCCCCACGGGCGCCGUCCUCGGGCAAGCCCCCACGGGCGCCGUCCUCGGGCAAGCCCCCACGGGCGCCGUCCUCGGGCAAGCCCCCACGGGCGCCGUCCUCGGGCAAGCCCCCACGGGCGCCGUCCUCGGGCAAGCCGCCACGGGCACCGCCCUCGGGCAAGCCGCCACGGGCACCGUCCUCGGGCAAGCCGCCACGGGCACCGUCCUCGGGCAAGCCGCCAUGGGCACCGUCCUCGGUUUCGCGAUUGUCGUCGGAGGCUUCCUGAGUGCCCUGAUUGUCGUCGGAGUUUUCCGGUGCGUCGUCGUCAUCACCAGGUUCUCCUCGAGUGUCUUCGUCGGAUCCUUCCCCACCUUCAGCGCCGCCAGCGUGGUGGACGGUUUUGCGUCUUGUCAUAGUGAAA
Molecule: messenger RNA, 2361 nt
Organism: Dermacentor albipictus
Lineage: Eukaryota; Metazoa; Arthropoda; Arachnida; Ixodida; Ixodidae
Product: nascent polypeptide-associated complex subunit alpha, muscle-specific form-like
Source: RefSeq, a predicted model, not a curated record